ACGAAACUAGCAAAUGCUUACACAAGUACAGACUUAUUGUCUGAAAUACGGACGAUCAAUCGCUACAUGAAGUCUGCUGACAAUGGCAUCGCCGCAGAACGUGUCUGUUGACCAGAUCCGGCAGAUUCUGUCCGAGAUAAUUGACGCGCUGGACUCCCCUGAUUACUCGUGUAAACUGGACGAAGCUAAGGAAGCCGCGGGCAAUGAGAUGCUGAAAAUGAUGCAGAUUGUGUUCCCCAUGGUCGUCCAGAUCGAGAUGGAGACUAUCAAGCGACAUGGCUUCAGUGGUACCCGGGAAGGUAUAGUGCAGUUCACUCAACUAAUCCGUGAGACGGAGAGUCUUGACGCUGAAGUGUCCCGCCUCCACAACCAGAUCCGCAGCCACUACCUGCCACCGGUCUCCAUCAGUUCCACUGUGGACACGUCUUUGUAAUUUGGUAU
Molecule: messenger RNA, 441 nt
Organism: Cydia amplana
Lineage: Eukaryota; Metazoa; Arthropoda; Insecta; Lepidoptera; Tortricidae
Product: protein C10
Exons: 2
Coding region: 83-433 (116 amino acids)
Biological process (GO): post-embryonic development
Source: RefSeq, a predicted model, not a curated record